Molecule: messenger RNA, 4785 nt
Organism: Scheffersomyces coipomensis
Lineage: Eukaryota; Fungi; Ascomycota; Pichiomycetes; Serinales; Debaryomycetaceae
Gene: ESP1
Product: separase
Exons: 1
Coding region: 1-4785 (1594 amino acids)
Biological process (GO): proteolysis; meiotic chromosome separation
Cellular component (GO): mitotic spindle; nucleus; mitotic spindle pole body
Molecular function (GO): cysteine-type endopeptidase activity
Source: RefSeq, a predicted model, not a curated record
AUGAAUGUCUCACCACAAAGUCUGAAAGACCUUUUCACAAAUACAACUACCAAGAUUGAUGCCAUUUUAUCAACUACCAUCAGUGUCAACGAUAUUGAAAUAGCUUCAAACUGUUUCAAAUACUUGCAUUCAAAUAGCAUGUCUUCAAAUCAUUCCAUUGCUUCUAUUAAGAAGCACCAAAUGUUCAUAAUCAAAUUGAUAGAGAUCAAACAAUACGCGACAGGAAUCAAUGAGUUGAAUCACUUAAAUCAAGCAUUUAAUAACUUGGUCAAUAGAGUACCUAUAAAUUGGUCCCAGUCUGUCGAUUCAUCUUUGAUUGAAAUACCUUUUAAUGGCAGUGUACCAGAAACAGACGUUCAAUUGAUAAAUUUAAUAGUCGCGUAUCAUUUCCUAUAUUUACAAUGUUUACUACAAUCUAUAUCCCAUAAUCUUAAACUUGUUGCAAGUAAUAAAGAUCCUCAAUUGAAUUUAUCCGUUUUCAAGUACAUCCCCGUGUUGUUCCUUAAUUCUAGUCAUUUUUCAAACUGGUUGAAAUUUGCUCUUGAAGUCACUCCUGUAAAUAAAGAAAAAUAUCACAAGAAUUGCAUAAAGAUAACCAAUGGAUACAUGGUGAUACUAGAUACUUUAAUGAAGAAGAUCAAAUCCAUCGACCUAAAGAUGUACAAAACAUGUUUAAGGUUAAAGUUUGUGGAGUUCACUGGUGAAAAGUUUGAUAGUUGGGAUAUAGCGACUGAUGGAUACGUUGCACAAUUUUUGAAUGAUUUGAAAAAUUCAGAUUAUCCAUAUACAUCAUCAAUCCUUGAACAAGUACAACCUGCUUCGAUUGAUGAUUUAAUUGUCGACUUGCAAGAGUUUUCAAAACAACCUACAUCGAUGUUAUUAAAUCAACUCCAGGUUAAAUUCUUGGCUAAUUCAAAUGUUAUAAACGAUUCAAGAAUAUUACAUAGUAUAACAAGUGUUUGUCUUCAAAAUAAUGAUAUUUCUUAUUCCUUUAUUCAUUUAAUCACUGCUCAUUUAAGUUCACAAUCUGAAGCUAUGGACAUGUUAUCCAAGGGUCACUUUCAAAUUCUUGAUCACUUUACAAUAUUCUUAAAGGCCAUAAGCAAGAAUGUAACAAAUAUCACCACCUUGAAGUUAAUUAUGGCAGAUCUUCAAAAAGUAUUCUAUCAUUUUCGUCAAGUCAAAAGAAUUAGAAACUUGUCAAAUAUACUUUAUAAUAUUGGGAAUAUAUGUCAUGAUGAACAUAUAAUGGCUCUCUGUAUUGCCUACGAGAUUGAUAUUUAUGACAUCACACAAGCUAAAGAAGAUUUUAACACGUUAAAGACUAAAGUGCAAAAGAUUCUGAACACACUCUGUGAAGUUGGACUGGCUCAAAAAUCAACAACAUUUAUUAAAGUAUUCCUCGAUUUCGCAUAUCGUUCGAAAGAUAAAUCCAUUGUUAUAGACAAUAUUUUCUUGCAGUUACUUGCUAAAUGCAUUUCUGCAGAUUUAUCUGUCGGUACCACUAUAUUUGGAGAAAACUCAUAUGACGAUACAUUCAAGUCAUCUAUUUUAAUAAAACAAUUUGAACUUUUAGAGAGAUCUACCAACCCCGAUAUCAAAACAAAAGUGAUUAAUCAUUUAUAUCAGUCUGCAUCUUUUCAAGAUGAGAAUGUUCGCUGUUUAAUUUCCUACCAUUAUUACAAGAUAAAUGGGUUAACUGAAGUCAUUGAUUUGUCGAAAUCUCCAAAUGGAAAUAAUUUAUUCAAAUGCGGUUAUUAUUUACAGAAAUUAAUCAAUUCUAAUUGGGAUGAUACUUUAUUCAAGGAAUCUAUUCAUUGUAUGUUGAAUUGGUUGAAUGAUUAUCAUAGUAUUGAAUCUGACUACUUGGAUUAUGAAAAUGAUAUUUUCCGAAGUUUAAUUUUGUAUUUAAAAUUUAAUGGUGCUACGGGCUAUAUCAUAAAUGUGAUUGAUAAUUAUAUAACUGCUAGGAAAGAGUUAUCGAACGAAAUGAAUCUAUUCAUUCAAUAUCAAUACUGUGAUUGUUUAAUGAAAUUUGCUUUGUAUAGUGAUGUCUCGGAGCUGUUAUUAACUUUGAACACGACUUUAAAAGAGUCCAAGAUAAAUGCUCUCCUGGAAGUGGUAGCCUUUAAUCUCUUACAACUUGAUUACUUUAUUAAUGUUAAGGAUUUUCCAAAGGCAAUGGAAAAGUUCAACAAGAUUCACAAAGUAUUCGCAUCCAGAGGUGAAUAUAACUUAAUAUCCAACGAGAAUAUUUCAACCAUGGAAAAAUUGCAAAAUCUUUUAUUAAUUUCAAAAUUCCAACUUGCUGCUUGUAAGAUCAAUCUCCUAGCCAACAAUCCUAUCGAAGCUGUUAAGAAUGCAAGGGUAUCAAUCAAAAUUGCUUAUUCAAUUAUUAAGAAAAGUGGACCCAAUAUUAAAAGAAAUACUUACAAUGAAAUCAAAUGGGAAACUACUCAUGUCUUAUUUGAAUCAUAUAAAUAUAUUAUCACUACAUUGAGUCUGUUGGGUAUCACGAGAGACUUUUUAUUCUAUUUGAAUGAAUUCGAAAAGACUAAUGAUUCAACGGUAUCUCCAAUAGUGAAUUGUUUACACAAUUUUGAUAUCUUAUUUUAUCAUAUAUGCUUGUUAAAGGAUGAUGAAUUAUCAAACUACUUAACAAAGGCUGAAGGUUAUAGUCAGAGUGAAAUUGUUCUGACUAAUAUUAAUGUCAACUAUAAAGGUAACAACAUCAAAGGCCUAUUAAACUCACAACCUAGUGAAUUUAGACUUCCUAAGUUCAAUUCGAAGUUGGAUAUUACUAACGAUGAGUUGUUAAAUAUUUUCAGACUAGAUAAUGAUGAGAAUUCGGUUUUGCAUCAUACCUUAUCAUUGAAAACUCAACCGAACUUUAAUUUUACUUUGAAUAAUAAGCAUACUGAAUUGUUGGAUAUAUUAGUAGUGUCAAAAAUACAGUUGGCAAACACGAUAAAAGAAAUAGGCCAAAUUCCUCAAUUGAAUUCACUUCAUCAAUCAGUACAGUCAUUACCAAAUAUUGUCGGAGACGGAUUAACGAAUCUGAUCAUUGAUAAUAUUCCCAUCUUAAAUAAAUUAGUGCAAUUGAAAGAUGAUUUAUUCAAAUUUGUAUCACACCCACAGUUUAAAUCACUUGCAGCAUAUCAAAUUAAAGAUUUAUCUAGCACGAUUACAAAGUGUCUAAUGUUAAUAUCUUCAAUGUCAAACUUUAAAAGUAAUACUAAUAUUCUACAUGAAUUAUAUUAUUUACAAGAUUUUCCACGAGCUCUACCAUUCAAAAACGACAGAAGCAUAAAUCAUACAUCUACAGGGGCCAAAGAAAUAUUACCAUCUCAAAUUGAACCUCAACCUAUAUUUGAUUUCCAUAGUAGAGCUGUUGAAUUCAAUAUCGAUUUGAAUUUAUAUUUACCAGAUAAUUGGUCCAUCGUGACGUUAGAUAUAUGUAAUUUUACAGGGGAUCUAGUCAUAUCCAAAUUCACGAAGGGAAGUCAUCCUCAUUACAUCAAUUUGCCCAUUCUAAGAUCAAAUAAUACUGAGCAAAUGGUAAAAUUUGAUGAUUUGAAAAAGAAUUUCAAUGAUAUUAUCAAACAAAGUGAUAUUUCUACUAAAGCAUCUACUACCUCCAAGAUUUUUACUAAAGAACAAAGAAAAAAUUGGUGGAAGUUACGGUUCCAUUUAGAUUUACGAAUGAAGGAUCUUUUGGAAAGUGUUGAGAAGAACUGGGUAGGAGGUUUUAAGGGAAUAUUCAGUACUUUUGCUGAAGAUGCGGUCUUUACGAAAUUUAAACAGGAUUUCAUAAAAUUGAUCCUUGGUUUACUUCCAUCAAGACAUAUUUCAGAUGAACGCUAUAUGAAAUUUGAUGAUAAAUUAAUUGGCUUAUUCUACAACUUAUCAAGUUAUGAUAGAUUAUCAGUUGAUGAUUUAUUUCACUUUUUGAUAGAUUCCCUUAAUUUCCAUGCAGAAACCAAUAACUACGAAGAGAUAAUGAUAGCUAAAUUUCAUAAAAAUUUUGAAUUAUUGUUUGAUAAGUACUUCAAUUUAAGGUCAAAUCUGGUAAAUGAGCAUUUGGUAUUAGUUCCUGGUUCAUCAUGUAGCUUUUUCCCAUGGGAGUCAUUAGGCUGUUUUGCUGGAAAGUCAGUUUCUCGUGUUCCUUCAGUUGAACUUUUAAUUGACAUGUUAAAGAACAGACAUUCAAAAACAGUGGAUAAAUCUAGUCUUUAUUAUAUUAUUAAUCCAGGUGGAGAUUUAAGAAGGACAGAAGAAAAGUUUAGGCCAAUGUUCUCCAAACAAAGGAAUUGGAACGGUUUAACUGGAUCAAAACCAAAUGAAGAGAAUCUUAUGCAAAAUAUCGCCAAGACAGAUUUAUUCGUAUAUUUAGGUCAUGGUGGCUGUGAUCAAUAUAUUAAAACCUCAACCUUAUUUAAAACUUGUUUACCCAAUGGACCAAAGUUACCUCCAAGUUUAUUAAUUGGAUGUUCAUCCGGCGCUUUAAGUGAUAAUGGUAUAUUUGAACAUCAUGGUAAUGUAUACAAUUGGUUAACAUGCGGAGCUCCAAUGGUGCUUGUUAACUUAUGGGAUGUUACUGAUAAGGAUAUCGAUCAGUUCAGUUUAUCUGUGUUUGAGAAAUGGGGCAUUUUAUCAAAUCAACCACGUAUCAAACAAUGGAAUAUAAGUGAGGCGGUUGGAACAAGUAGAAAUUGCUGCACGUUGCCAUAUCUCAAUGGUUCAGCCCCAAUAGUUUAUGGGUUACCAUUAGUUAUUAAACAAUAG